AAAUAAAAUCUGAAGCCCCUUCUUCAUCAGCAGCACCCAAUAUACAGAAAGACGUGCUCCUUUUAAAAUAAACAUCCUCCAACCGGCAACGACACAGUCGGCGCUCUUGGGAGAAGUAACCACAGCCGCCAGCUCUAAGAAUUAGUCUUUGCAUGAGAAAUGUUGGGCUCCUCAUCGUGAAUGAAAUAUAAUUGGGUUUCUGUCUUGGUUAGACUCAUUCUCUGGCCCAAACUCAAAUAAAAUCUGAAGCCCCUUCUCCAUCAGCAGCACCCAAUAUACAGAAAGACGUGCUCCUUUUAAAACAAACAUCCUCCAGCCGGCAACGACACAGUCGGCGCUUUUGGGAGAAACAAACUGCACAGCCGCCAACUCUAAGAAUUAGUCUUGUAAGUUCGUUCCCUCCAUUGUUUUUCUGGCUAAUUUCCAUACAUUUGAGUAUGUUUGCUUUAUAUUACAGUAAAUCACCCCAAUUGCUCUCUCCUCUUUUAACACAUUUUUGUGAUUUAAGAACCCAUUUGCCGUUUCUUCAAUCUUCACCGGUUAUUAUUACCAGAUCUUUUUCAUCAGUUGACAAUACAAAAAUUAGUAAUCAAAAACAACUGAAACAAACCUCGUUUACAAUUUCAUACCUCAUGAAUUCAUGUGGGUUAUCGCCGGAAGCCGCUAAUUCUAUCUCCAAAAGAGUGCAAUUUGUAAACCCAGAAAGGCCGGACUGUGUCCUCGCUUUUCUGAACAAACAUGGUUUCUGCAAUUUCCAAAUAACAAAAAUUAUUAAGUCACGUCCACAGCUUCUUUUAGCUGAUCCUGAGAAAACCUUUUUACCUAAGCUUAAUUUUUUCUCUUCUGUUGGGAUAACUGGUCCAAACCUUGCAAAAUUAAUAUCUUCACUACCAGCGUUAUUAAUCACUAGCUUAAGGAAUCAGAUUAUUCCUGCUUAUGAGUUCCUCAAGAGUGCUUUGCUAUUUGAUGAUGACAUGGUCAUUAGAUCUUUGAGAUCACAAUCGAGGUUUCUUCUAUGUCAUGUGGAAAAGACUAGUGCUCCUAAUUUAUUGGUCUUGAGAGAAAUUGGAAUGCCGCAAUCUGUAAUCCAGCAUAUCUUGAUACAUCAUCCUAAGUUGCUGUGCCAUAAAGCUGAGAAGUUCCACGAUAAGAUCAAAGAGCUUAUUGAUAUGGGGUUCUGCCCUACGAAAACAACGUUUGCCCAUGCUCUUUCUUCAAUGCUCCAAUUCUCUGAAUCAAAUUGGGAACACAAAAUUGAGGCUUAUGGAAGAUGUGGUUGGUCUGAAGCUGACGUAAUGUUUGCUUUCAAAAAGGCUCCUGAAAUCAUGACUUUUUCAGAGAAGAAGAUAAUUGGUUGUAUGGAUUUUCUUGUUAAUGUGAUGGAUAUGAAGCCUUCAGAAAUUGCUGCAUGUCCUUACUUUCUUCAUUACAGUUUGAAAAAAAGAAUCAUUCCCAGGGGUUUAGUUAUUAAAAUUUUGAAAGGUGCAUUGGAGAAGAAUAUCAGUUUCUAUAGUGCGGUGGGAUUAACUGACAAAUGCUUCUUAGAAAGGUAUGUGGAGAAACACAAGGAGCAUAUUCCUUAUUUGCAGGAUGUCCUUGAAGGUAGGAUGUGUCCUCAAGAGCUAGGCAUUCAAUAUGGGCACUAACAUCUAUUAUCCUACUAAUUCUUUUCUCCACUCAUCAGAAGGAUUAAAAAUUCAUGUUCUCAAAAAAAAAAAAAAAAAGGGGGGCAAUGAGUGAGAGGA
This is a messenger RNA of Jatropha curcas, 1745 nucleotides long. NCBI's taxonomy places the organism in Eukaryota, Viridiplantae, Streptophyta, Magnoliopsida, Malpighiales, Euphorbiaceae. The record is from RefSeq and is a predicted model, not a curated record.